Molecule: messenger RNA, 1278 nt
Organism: Colletotrichum chrysophilum
Lineage: Eukaryota; Fungi; Ascomycota; Sordariomycetes; Glomerellales; Glomerellaceae
Exons: 2
Coding region: 1-1278 (425 amino acids)
Biological process (GO): cellular response to amino acid starvation; positive regulation of TORC1 signaling
Cellular component (GO): nuclear pore outer ring; Seh1-associated complex
Molecular function (GO): structural molecule activity; protein binding
Source: RefSeq, a predicted model, not a curated record
AUGGCAUCGUUUCCUCACGAAGUUCCCACAAUCACCGAAGAGAGGACCGGUUUCGACUUGAAUCUCCAGCAUGGCCACCAGGAUCUGGUUCAAGCUGUAGCCUUCAAUGCCUAUGGCGAUCGCUGUGCAACCGGCUCCGUCGACGGGAAGAUCAAAGUUUUCAACCGUCACAAGGAUGGUGUCUGGCAUCAUUGCGAUACUUGGGGGGCGCAUGGCAGCGAGAUUCUUGAGCUCCAAUGGCUUCCCCCGACCGUAUAUCCGAAUCUCAUCGCAUCUCUCGGGAUAGAAGGCCGCUUCAAGUUAUGGGCCGAAGAUCCAUCUGCUGCUCCAGGCCGUCGCUUCAGCGCCAGCAACCGUGCGACAACAAGCAAAGCCGCAUACGAAAUGCGCUCCUCGAAAUACCCCUACCGCUCGUUUUCCAUGAAGCACAACGAGGAGACAAGGCACACGUACCUUGCCCUUCUCGCCUCCGACGGUCGCCUGAUUGUGUACGAGAAUGAGCAACCUGAAAACAUGUCCGAAUACACCUCGAUAGACGAGUUUAGCAUAUGUCCCAAGCCGAAUCGCGGAGAAGAGGUUAGCUUCAAAGUUCGGUUCGAUUCGAAUCCAGAGCCGUGUUACAGUGCAUUGCGGGCAGGGGUCGCACACGACUCUUUAGGCCUCGUUGUGGCGGGUAUGUCCUCGGUCAAGGUGUAUCGCUCUAGGGACGUGAUCACAACCUCGUACGGCGUCGCUCAAUCACAACGCGAGUUCUAUCUUGCUGUUGACGUUGGUGUCCAUAGAGGCCUUGUACGCGAUAUAGCAUGGGCGCCUGGGAAUAUCCGAGGAUACGACAUUAUUGCGACGGCUUGUCAGGACGGGUUUGUACGCGUAUUCCGCAUAGACACACCCUACUCGUCAGACGAUGGCAAGACAUGGUCAACGGCGGAACUCACGAGACAUGAAAAUCACCAGGCGCAGGCAUUCUCCAACGUAAGCCAGUCCACAGACAACAAGCAGCCUCAAUCAGGUCUCAGUGCCAGUCUAGCUAAGUCUGGCUCGCACGUGGAGAGGCACUUCUCGGGCCAGCCAGGACAAGUGAAGCAUAUUUUCAAAGAAAUCGCCAAGCUGGAUAGCCAUCGUACGCCUGUAUGGCGCGUCGGCUUCGAUGAUGAUGGCCAGAUCUUGGCCAGCACUGGCGACGACGGAAAGCUGGUGUGCUAUCGCCAAACUCCAAACGGCGCCUGGGCAAGAAGUUCUGAGCUGGCUAUGGUGAAAACGAGAAUGGCCCUGCCUUGA